GACUGGCUGGCGCGGAGCGGGCCGCGGGGCAUUGUGGGCCGCGGCGCUCGGGGUCGGCUGGGCCAUGUCGGGCUCCCCGGUGAAGCGGCAGAGGAUGGAGAGCGCGCUGGACCAGCUCAAGCAGUUCACCACCGUGGUGGCCGACACGGGCGACUUCCACGCCAUCGACGAGUACAAGCCCCAGGAUGCCACCACCAACCCGUCCCUGAUCCUGGCUGCGGCGCAGAUGCCAGCCUACCAGGGGCUGGUGGAGGAGGCCAUCGCCUACGGCCGGAGGCUGGGCGGGUCACAAGAGGAACAGAUUACAAAUGCUAUGGAUAAACUUUUUGUGUUAUUUGGAGCGGAAAUAUUAAAGAAGAUUCCGGGCCGUGUGUCCACAGAAGUAGAUGCGCGGUUGUCCUUUGACAAGGACGCCAUGGUGGCCCGAGCCCGGCGUCUCAUCGAGCUCUACCAGGAAGCUGGGGUCAGCAAGGACAGGAUCCUCGUAAAGCUCUCAUCCACCUGGGAAGGAAUCCAGGCUGGAAAGGAGCUGGAGGAGCAGCAUGGCAUCCACUGCAACAUGACGCUGCUCUUCUCCUUCGCCCAGGCCGUGGCCUGUGCCGAGGCGGGGGUGACCCUCAUCUCCCCCUUUGUGGGCCGCAUCCUCGACUGGCACGUGGCCAACACAGACAAGAAAUCCUAUGAGCCCCUGGAGGACCCGGGGGUGAAGAGUGUCACCAAGAUCUACAACUACUACAAGAAGUUCGACUACAAGACCAUCGUCAUGGGCGCCUCCUUCCGCAACACCGGCGAGAUCAAAGCACUGGCCGGCUGCGACUUCCUCACCAUCUCGCCCAAGCUCCUGGGCGAGCUGCUCAAGGACAGCAGCAAGCUGGUGCCUGUGCUGUCGCCCAAGGCGGCACAGGCCAGCGACCUGGAGAAGAUCCACCUGGAUGAAAAGGCCUUCCGCUGGCUGCACAACGAGGACCAGAUGGCGGUGGAGAAGCUCUCGGACGGGAUCCGGAAGUUUGCUGCCGACGCCGUGAAGCUGGAGCAGAUGCUGGUGGGCCGCAUGUUCGGCACAGAAAACGGAAAAUAGGGCCAUGCCUGAGCCGGGCCACAGAUCUGGGCCAUCGGAAUCGGGGCCAGUUGCACAUGCCUUGUGAUGAAUUUUGCAUUUUUUACCAAUUGGGGCAGGGAUGGAUCAUGGAGUUAACAUAAAAUUUUGCCUAAUUCA
Mustela lutreola (European mink) is the source of this 1216-nucleotide messenger RNA. It is a transcript of the gene TALDO1, whose product is annotated as transaldolase 1. NCBI's taxonomy places the organism in Eukaryota, Metazoa, Chordata, Mammalia, Carnivora, Mustelidae. The record is from RefSeq and is a predicted model, not a curated record. The transcript has 8 exons. The coding region runs from base 65 to 1078 and encodes 337 amino acids. Gene Ontology annotation, biological process: carbohydrate metabolic process; pentose-phosphate shunt, non-oxidative branch; pentose-phosphate shunt. Gene Ontology annotation, cellular component: cytoplasm; intracellular anatomical structure. Gene Ontology annotation, molecular function: transaldolase activity.